UUUAUCAGAUCGGACCCUAUUCUCGGCCGUACUUUCUUACCCCGCCUUGCGCCGAUAUCGGGCGAUACGCCAGAUACGCUGUGCAGAUAGAUGCACAGCACGCCUUGAACCCACUUGAAACCAAUGCUUUCCGGUCCUCGGAGUUAUUUAAUCGAACGAAAGGGUGUAAAGGAUUGGUGAUUUUCAAUAGCGAACCCCCCCAGCGUGCAACUUUUUAAUCUCCGAUUAUACCUUUUGCCAGUCUCGAAAAAACGGUGUGCUGAAAUGGCUACUGACCCACAAGGUAUCGUCGAGGCCGUCUCGAAAACCGGCCCUGCAAGCAAACUCGCAACUGAAGCAACCGGAAAGGGGGCUCCUGUUACCAGUGCUGUUCUUUAUCGCUCGAUCAAAAGUGUACCGCCGCAGGUCGUCUCAGCAAAUGGAAAUCAUCUGACUUUUUCCGAUGGCCGAACCAUCCUUGAUACAACCUGUGGUGCUGCCGUCGCAUGCAUAGGCAUGAACAACGAGCGAGUGAAAAAGGCGAUGGUUGAGCAGAUUGACAAGUUUGCUUAUUGCAAUUCUACGUUCUUUGGUCAUGAGGUUGGCGAGCAGCUGGCGGCUGAGCUGGUACAAGGCACUGGGGGUGCUAUGUCGAAAGCCUUCAUCAUGUGCUCCGGCUCUGAAGCAAUGGAGGCUGCAAUGAAAAUGGCGCGGCAGUAUUACUUGGAGCUAUCCCCACAACAGCCCAAACGCGUCAACUUCAUUGCCAGGGAAGGCUCAUAUCAUGGGACGACUCUGGGCUCGCUCUCAAUGAGCGGUCAUGUGGCUCGGCGGAGCCUGUUCUUAGAUCUUCUGCUACCCAACAUCGGUAGAGUCUCGGCUUGUAAUGCGUAUCGUGGAAUGACAGAAGGCCAAACGACGGAAGAAUACGUCGCACAACUAGCGGAUGAGCUAGACCGCAAAUUCCAAGAACUGGGACCUGACACAGUGUGCGCGUUUGUUGCUGAGCCCGUCGUUGGCGCUACUCUGGGUUGUGUCCCAGCUGUUCCUGGGUACUUCAAGGCCAUGAAAAGUGUUUGCGACAAAUACGGUGCUCUUCUGAUUUUGGACGAGGUUAUGUCCGGAAUGGGUCGUUCAGGAACGCUGCAUGUAUGGGAGCAAGAAGAUGUGGUGCCUGACAUACAGACGAUUGCGAAAGGACUUGGGGGUGGUUACGCGCCGAUGGCUGGUAUGCUCAUCAACCACCGCGUAGCUGAUGCUCUCAAAGAUGGAUCUGGAGCUUUCUCUCAUGGACACACUUAUCAAGGCCAUCCUGUGGGAUGUGCUGCGGCCUUGGAGGUGCAGCGUAUUAUUCGAGAAGAGAACCUGGUUGCAAAUGUUCGCAAGCAGGGCGCCCUCCUGGAAAAGCUCUUGAGGGAGCAUUUGAGUGAGCAUCCCUAUGUUGGCGAUAUCAGAGGAAAAGGUCUCUUCUGGGGAAUUGAGCUUGUCCGCGACAAAAAGAGCAAAGAGCCCUUCCCACGAUCAGCAGACAUAGCCAACAAAAUCUAUCUCAAUGGCUUGGACAAGUUUGGAAUAAGCCUUUUCCCUGGAAAUGGGACAAAGGACGGAAAUCUGGGCGACCACGUUUUUCUUGCGCCGGCUUACACAAGCACCAGCGAUGAGAUUGAGUACAUCGCUGCGAGGACCAGAGACGCCGUUUUCAAGACGUUUGAUGAGCUUGAUGCCAGUUCUGAUGGUUCUACUUGAUUGGAAUCGGCAUCGGAAUGCCCAUGACGAAGAUGAAUGCAUGCUGCAAUGGCAAAGGCUUUUGGAUCACCCCGUAAACCUGAAACUGGCGGAUUACAACAUUAUGCUUUGCCUUAUGUCUAUAUACUCACAGACUAAUCAUUUAUUUUCUUAUAUUUGAUCGAAGUUGGCGGCCUUUUCUAUUGGAGGGCUUCAGCCAAAUUGAUAUUAGUCAAUUGAUCAUUCAAUCUCCUG
Colletotrichum navitas is the source of this 1959-nucleotide messenger RNA. RefSeq names its product aminotransferase class-III. The transcript is spliced from 6 exons. The coding region runs from base 265 to 1725 and encodes 486 amino acids. NCBI's taxonomy places the organism in Eukaryota, Fungi, Ascomycota, Sordariomycetes, Glomerellales, Glomerellaceae. Gene Ontology annotation, cellular component: cytosol. The record is from RefSeq and is a predicted model, not a curated record. Gene Ontology annotation, molecular function: transaminase activity; pyridoxal phosphate binding.